Molecule: messenger RNA, 5278 nt
Organism: Neoarius graeffei (lesser salmon catfish)
Lineage: Eukaryota; Metazoa; Chordata; Actinopteri; Siluriformes; Ariidae
Gene: clec16a
Product: C-type lectin domain containing 16A
Exons: 23
Coding region: 122-3247 (1041 amino acids)
Biological process (GO): regulation of autophagosome maturation; endosomal transport; endosome to lysosome transport
Cellular component (GO): late endosome; endolysosome membrane
Source: RefSeq, a predicted model, not a curated record
CUUGUCAGUGUUUGAGCUAACGUUCGCGAUGUUUUCUCAUUCACUCCAGCCGUAAUGGAUUAUUUCAGUGGAGUCGAGGAAGAAAUAAAAUAAAGUGACACAAGAAAAGAAAGUCGCCACUAUGUUCGGCCGGUCCAGGGGCUGGGUCGGAGGGCAGGGAAGGUCCAAAAACAUCCACUCCUUGGAUCAUUUGAAGUACAUGUAUCACGUCCUGACCAAGAACACGACGGUGACUGAUCACAACCGGAACCUGCUCGUCGAGACGAUUCGCUCCAUCACGGAAAUCCUCAUUUGGGGCGAUCAGAAUGACAGCUCCGUCUUCGAUUUCUUUUUGGAAAAGAACAUGUUUGCGUUUUUCCUGAACAUCCUGCGGCAGAAGUCAGGCCGGUACGUCUGCGUGCAGCUCCUGCAGACGCUCAACAUCCUGUUCGAAAACAUCAGCCACGAGACAUCUCUCUACUACUUGCUGUCAAAUAACCACGUCAACUCCAUCAUUGUGCAUAAAUUUGACUUUUCUGAUGAGGAGAUCAUGGCCUACUACAUCUCCUUUCUGAAGACGCUGUCUCUGAAGCUCAACAACCACACCGUGCAUUUCUUUUACAACGAGCACACUAAUGAUUUUGCCCUGUACACGGAGGCCAUUAAGUUUUUCAACCAUCCAGAGAGCAUGGUCAGGAUCGCAGUCAGGACUAUCACACUCAAUGUGUAUAAAGUGGAUAACCAGCACAUGCUGCACUACAUCCGGGACAAGACGGCCGUGCCCUACUUCUCCAACCUGGUGUGGUUCAUCGGCAGCCACGUCAUCGAGCUGGAUAAGUGUGUGCAGACGGACGAAGAGCAUAAGAACAGGGGGAAGCUGAGUGACCUGGUGGCGGAGCACCUGGAUCACCUGCACUACCUGAACGACAUCCUCAUCAUCAACUGCGAGUUCCUGAAUGACGUUUUGACCGAUCACCUGCUGAACCGCCUCUUCCUGCCGCUGUACGUCUACUCGCUGGUCAGCCAGGAGCAGAGUGAAGAUCGCAAGAUUAACCCUCAGGUGUCACUCUACCUGCUCUCCCAGGUGUUCCUUAUCAUACACUACCAGCCCCUGGUGAACGCUCUGGCAGACGUUAUUCUGAAUGGAGAUCUGACUGUGUUUACACCCCAGACAGAGCAGAACACACACACGAGCUCAUCCAAUGCUGGAGUGCGACGCUUCGCCAAGCCGCCGGAGAGUCUGGAGCGCUCGUUGGAGAUGAGCCGGCAUCGAGGCAGGAAGAAGACGCAGAAGCGGCCCAACUACAAGAACGUGGGCGAGGAGGACGAGGAGGAGAGAGGAGCCGAGGAAGGCCCAGACGAGGAGAAGGCUAAAGGUACAGAGUCUAGCUCAAAGGCCAGCAGGACGAGUGGGGACACGGAAGAGAUUGAGAUGGUGGUGAUGGAGAAGUGUAAGAUCUCCGACAUGUCCGCACUCACAGAGCAGAACAUCACAGACGAGGAGAAAACCGCCGCAGCCGCUGCAGGGACGGAGGCACAGAGGAGCAGACCCUUCUUGGACAUGGUGUACAAUGCUCUGGACUGUGAGAAGGAGGACUACCACGCCCUCUUCGUCCUCUGCCUCCUCUUUGCUAUGUCUCACAGCAAAGGUAUAAACCCAGAUUUAUUGGAGAAGAUGCAGCUGUCGGUUCCAGGUCAGGAGAGGAGCAGCUACAGUCAUGUUCUAGUGGAGAGAUUGAUCAGAGUCAUGAAUCACGCUGCUCUGCCAGACGGGAGGGUGCGACUGGCCACUCUGGAGCUCAGCUGUCUUCUCCUGAAGCAGUCCGUGCUGUCCGGCACUCGAUGCAUCAUCAAGGACGUCCAUCUAGCCUGUCUGGAGGGUGCAAGAGAAGAGAGUCUUCAUCUCCUACGGCGAUUUUACAAGGGAGAGGAGAUCUUCCUGGAUAUGUUUGAAGACGAGUACAGGAGCAUGACGAGCAAACCUCUGAAUGUAGAGUAUCUCAUGAUGGAUGCGUCCAUACUCCUGCCUCCUACUGGAACGCCGCUGACCGGCAUCGAUUUUGUGAAGCGGCUGCCGUGCGGAGACGUGGAGAAAACCCGCAGAGCCAUCCGUGUGUUCUUCAUGUUGCGGGCUCUGUCCCUGCAGCUGCAAGGGAACCGGAGACACAAGCUGCCCCUGACACGUCCCGAAGACCUCAUCAAGACCGAUGACGUCCUCGACCUCAAUAACAGUGACCUCAUUGCUUGUAUGGUGGUGAGUAAAGAUGGCGUUCAGGCGCAGAGGUUCCUGGCUGUAGACAUCUAUCAGAUGAGUCUGGUGGAACCCGAGACCAAGCGCCUGGGCUGGGGCGUCGUCAAAUUCGCAGGUCUUCUGCAGGACAUGCAGGUGUCGGGGGUGGAGGACGACAGCAGAGCUCUGAACAUCACCAUCCACAAACCAACAUCCAACCCUCACGCCAAACCCAUCCCCAUCCUCCAGGCCUCCUUCAUCUUCGCUGACCACAUCCGCUGCAUCAUCGCCAAGCAGCGGCUGGCUAAAGGACGCAUCCAGGCCCGGAGGAUGAAGAUGCAGAGGAUAGCGGCUCUCCUCGACCUUCCUGUGCAUCCUUCAUCUGAAGUGCUUGGCUUCGGCCAGUCUUCAUCCUCGUCCUCAUCCCAGUUGCCCUUCCGGUUCUAUGACCAGGCUCGCCGAGGCCCAGCUUUCGCCUCCGUCGAUAAAGUUCCAGGUUUUGCAGUGGCACAGCAGCGCAGUUGCUCUCCAAGUUCCAGUUCCAGCAUCACACCUCACCCUGACUCCAUCACCACCAGCAGUGUGUCUACACACAGCACAUCAGCGCCGGCUGCACCCCUGGCACCGAGCCUGACCCCUGCUGCCCAGCCCACUAUUUCACUGCUAUCAGACACCAACACCGACUCACUAAGCGUCGACUCACUCACCCUGCUGCCCCCAGCCGACCCACCCUGCCUGCGCCACUUCACCCGGGAUGAGGCUGAGCACACUGACCCUGCCGACACCCAUACGACGCCCAACAUGGAGACCGCAGAGGACAGAAAGGACGUCCCAGCUCUCCCAGAAGAGUGCAGGUCUCAUCCUAAUCCUGAAUCAGGAGAGAUCAGGAAAGAUGAUGGACCUCAUUCCGAUUCUGAACCAGCAAAAGUUUCUGAACUUGAUCUAACCUCCAGGUCAAGAGAGAAGGCCGAGACUGAAAUUCCUGCUCCAGACCCUGAUGAGAACCUGGAUCUGGAGCAGGAGACUGAGAUCGACUGAGACCCUUUCCCCCCCUCCCCCUUUUGUUGAGGAACCAGCUAAAACCUGAAUAUCUGAUUAUCUGCAUUUUGGUUUCUGUUUGAUCAUCACAGAGGAGGCUUUCUGUCAUAUUCUGUACCUCCUCUUUGUUUAAGAACGUUCUUGAAUGCACAUUUUUCAACAAUAGGAUUAUUGAUUGUGUCUUUCAAAGCACAUCUUUGUUUCUGGUCUGAGCACCAUUGUUUUCUCUCUGCUGUGUGCAUGAGUUCUGAGUUAUGACUACAUGAGUGAUUGAGUGGGAUUAGUCAAGGGGUGUGUGUGUGUUUGUGUGUGUGUGUGUGAGAUUGUACGACUGAUCUGAGAAAGCAGGAGGAGGACGAUGAAGAAGAGGAAGAGUGGGUUUGUUUUUAUAAAUAAGUGGGUGAGGGAAUGCCCACUCGGUUUUACUAGUCUUAACACUGAGGAAUGUACCACGAGCUCUGGGUCUGUCCAGUGGUACUCUCUCCUGGAUGAGUCACUUUGACUGAACACACAUUUGCACUUUUUUUUUGAGACUCGAAAUGAAAAUCCGGAUGUGGACACACCGUCAUGCGGUCAGGAGAACUCAAAAGAGCAAACUUACUUACUCACCUGUAAUGGUGUGUGCAACUGCAACAAAUCCCACUCCAUCAGGAUGUUAAAAUCCGCUCAUACUUCAGUGUUUUAUCAGACUUGAGGCUUCGCAUUCAGCUCGACCUCAGUUUCACUUUCAGGUGUUUUUUUUUUUUUUUUUAAUUGUUUCACAAACUUGAAUCAAGUCAUGUGGGUUUUGGAACAGAUUUAACAAGCUGCACAGGAUUUGGAGCAUGGAACUUGAAAAUUGGACAGACAUACCGACCUGUCCCUCUGAAAAAUCUCAAAACGCAGCCUGCUCACAAUGUAUUUGAUUAAAAUUAAAAAAAAAAAAAGUCGGUUUGUUGAAAACAUUAAAAGAGUGCACAUUUUAUAAACACGAGUCAUUUAUUAUUUUCCACCGUAUUCUGUCAUUCAUUAUUUAUCAUUCAUACCACAGAUUUACACUUAAAGUUUCCUUGUUACAAAACGGUUCCCAGUAGAACCUGUAGAGGAGGUUUUUGAACCCUUUGAGUACACCAGGUGCCAAGAAAUUAAAUAUUAAACCUCUGACAGGUUCUCGGUAUUCAAAAGAAAAAGGUUAUCAAUAGCCAUGUUAGCUGUGUUUCCAUUACCCAGUUUCAUGUGCAAUUUGAAAUUGUGAACUAAAAAUGAGUAAAGGAAAUGCAAAUUUAAAAAAAAAAACAUAAAAUGGUUUUUCAAAUGAUUUGAUCAGACAUUUUGCAGAAUUGAAAUGGAAACAUUUUUUUGCAGUUAAGUCACAUGACAUGAAGACCAAAUAGAAACGCUGCCUUUCAGAAAAACUCAUGCUCCGUAAGAGCUUUUGUGAGAGGAGCCAUCAGACCACAGCUUUGGUCACGUCCCAUCACUUCACAGAAACGGAUCAUUUGCAAUUGAAUUUUGUCAAUUUUUUUAAAUAUUGCGCAAAAUUGCAAUGGAAACCCGGCUAAUAAUUUGGAGUUUCUGCCAAUCUGUUAUCCUGUUUUACACACACACACACACACACACACACACACACACCCUUGGGGGAAAAAAGCAAAGGUUCUUCAUGGCUUCUUUCAGCAUUCACUGGAUAAUUAAUUAAAGACUUUUAGCUUCUUGGAAUCUGACAUGAAAUCUAUAAUGGUUUCUUUCAGAGGGAAAACCAAACAAGCCUGAAGGGUUGAAAUGUUUUUAACAAUCAUGCAGUCACGGUCAUCAUAGUUUCAUCACAUUUCAUCACGUUUUAUUGUUUUGCUUUGUUUGUCACGAUUCAUUUUUUUGUAUUUUGUUCUGAUUUCUUAGUUAAUUUUUGCGAUUUUGUCUCAUGAAUAUUAAGCACACAACAGACAUGUGAUUGGCAGAAGAAAGAUUGCAUUGCGUCGCAUCACAAAUACACACAUCUCCAUGCCUGUACGUGUACAAGACGUAACCAAUAAAAAUUAUUUACAUUUUCUCAAA